This is a messenger RNA of Cinara cedri, 2118 nucleotides long. Lineage: Eukaryota; Metazoa; Arthropoda; Insecta; Hemiptera; Aphididae. The record is from the annotation of a GenBank genome assembly.
GGCAGUUCAACUCGAAAAAUAAAACCUACCUACACAUAACAAAACUAUUCAACUUGAUAAACUUUUAUUUGUUUGCUUUUAAUGACUUUUCGUUUCAUAUAAGUAUCAAUUAAUACCUAUACAAUAUUUUACUUAAUAAAUUUGAACUGUAGAUAUUUUUAUUUUGUCUUUUUAUUACCUAACUACCAUAUCAAGAAUUCACCAUGAUCAGAGGAAUAAUCGUGAGUAUAUAAUUAUAUGAAUAUUAUAUAAUUCCAUUAUUAUAAUUCUAUGUGUAUUGAUCUUGAUUUUCGAUCUUUUUAUAAUCUACCCACCUAUCUACACGUUAUAGGUAACAAGGUAACAGGAAUUAUACUCACUGCGUGCUCUAAAAGCCAGAUUAUUUUCAAAGGCAUAUGUAUACAAAUCAAAUAUCUAACGUCUACUAGAAAAUAAAUGUAUCGUUCAUUGGGAUACCUAACAUAAUAUAGGUACUUUAAUGACUGAACAUUUACCAUAGGUAUAUAACUCAUAACCACGAUGUAGGUAAUAGGGACAAUCGUGUACCUACAUCGUGCUAUGUUUUAGAUUCUGAGUGGAGCGAAGAAGCUUAUGGUUUUACAAAGAUGUUUAUUAUUAUUCUUUUUUCAUGUGAACACUUCCUACUAGAAAGCUUACUUCGAUGUAUACGACGUAGACCCUUUUCUAAAGGAAAUUUUCUUGGUGUAGUACUUUAAGGAGAUCACUUUUAUCACAGAAAUUUUCUCAACAAAUGUGAAAAAUCGAAAAAAAAAACUGGAAAAUGUACGAAAUAAAGGUAUUAGUUAACAUAUAUUACGACUUUCUUUUUUCCUAUGAACAACUUUUUUAUCAGCAAUAUUGCUCCGAUUUGGAAUGAUAGCACUUUUUCUGAAAGGGAAUUUGACUGGGAAGAUAUUUUAGUUGGAUUAUUUUUUGAUUUUCUUAGGAGUUUUCUUAAAAAAUGUGAAAAACCAGGAAAAAAAAACGGGAAAAUCUGUAAAAUAUUAAACGAAUAUUAAAGAAAAUAUAUAAUGUUUAUUUAAUUAUAUUCCCAUAAUAUGACAUAGAUAUACAUAUAUACCUAUGUUUUUUCAACAAUAGUUGACAAAGUAUCACUAUCAGCUAAACUCCGCUCAGAAUAGUUUUUUCGUUAGCAAUGAUUUAUCGUUGCUACAGAUAUACAUUUAAUUUUCUUCUGUGUACUACCAUUCCAACUUCCAUCUAGAACAGUGGCUGCACACACAUGCGAAGUAGGUAUGUCAGUCUUUUUAACAUUUAUGUGCAUAAAAUUGUUAAGUAAAACAAAGAUGUUAGCAAAUUUAAAACGGGAUCCAUUAUAAGUUUUAACUAGUGGUUCGUAGAAAAUGCUUCAUCUUUAAAGUGGAUGUUAAAAUGUUAAAAAUAAUUUUCAUAUUACAAAAUCGUAUUCCACUAUCGUAGAGAAAACCAAUCUGAAAACGUGCCUGCAUCCCACUUAUUAAUAAUAGCUUUCACAUCUUCACAAUUCAAAAGGUAUUAUUUUAAUGCGUGUAUUGUAUACUUUGUAGGCCAUUAUUUUCGCAGUCCAAGCCACAGCGUUGGGCGGUGCUCGAUACCCGUCGGGCCUGAACCCAGCUUUGUGUCCUAACUACCCGCAUUGCGACAACGCGCUGCUGGCCGCGUACGUCCAAACCGACGCGGGAACCGAAUAUAGUGAUGACCGUGACCAGCAUCGGUAUAACGGCAACGAUGGCCAAUAUCAGCACCAUCCCUACCAAGCCGGGUCCGCCAGCUCUUACAAUAACCGCCAACCACUAGCCAACUUACCGUACACCGAACCCGGUUACCCGGCCGGUCUCUCUUCGUCUAGCUGCCCAAACUAUCCGUACUGCUCACACCACGUGCCGGCCGAAGCGCACAAGUAUGGACCGCUCAAAAGGUACCCGGCUGGCAUCACCCCACAAAACUGCCCCAACUACCCUUACUGCUAUUAAUUUCGAUGAUAAAAUUAGUUUUAAAACUUGAAUAUUAUUAUAGAAAUUUAGGUUAGCCUGAUCACAAAACAGUAUUAAAUUAAUGUAGUAUUCAAACUAUUAUAACUAUUAUUUUUAGUAAAGUUAUAUUGAGUUUACUUCUUGG